Coturnix japonica (Japanese quail) is the source of this 1393-nucleotide messenger RNA. It is a transcript of the gene NUP37, whose product is annotated as nucleoporin 37. The record is from RefSeq and is a predicted model, not a curated record. Gene Ontology annotation, cellular component: nuclear pore outer ring. Lineage: Eukaryota; Metazoa; Chordata; Aves; Galliformes; Phasianidae. Gene Ontology annotation, molecular function: protein binding.
AGAUGCCCAAUAGGCAGCUCGAGCCCCGACCCGGAAGCACACGGCGAUACACGGGCGGGAGGUGCCGGCUGGCGGGGACUAGCGUGUGUAUGGCCGGCUGGGGCUGUGGAGGAAUGUCAACCUUCAUCCUGUAAAAGACAUCGCUUCUGUGAUACCUUGAUACAGUUCCCUGAAAAUGAAGCAAGAUUCUCUUAGAAACGCCACUUACACUGUGGACUGUGAAGAUUAUGUGCAUGUGAUAACAUUCAAUCCUUUUGAUAGUGGAGACGCAUGCUCCCUCAUUGCAUAUGGUGGCAACAAUUACGUGGUUGUUGGAACAUGCAGAUUUCAGGAAGAGGAUGCAGAAGUGGAAGGCAUUCAGUAUAAGACUCUAAGAACAUUUCAUCAUGGAAUCCGAGUUGAUGCCAUAGCAUGGAGCCCAGAAACUAGACUUGAUGCUUUACCUCCGCAGAUAAGGUUUUGUACGGCAGCUUCUGAUAGGAAGUUAAGGCUAUUUACUUCAGAUCUGCAGGACAAGAAUGAAUAUAAGACAUUUGAUGGCCACUCAGAUUAUGUUAAUGAUCUGGUGUUUGCUCCUAAAGAAGGCCAAGAAGUUGCAAGUGUAAGUGAUGAUCACACCUGCAGGGUCUGGGAUUUGGAAGGAAAUGAGAAGGCCCAUUUUGUUUUACGUUCCCCUGGAAUGAGUGUUUGCUGGCAUCCUGAAGAGGCUUUUAAGCUGAUGGUAGCAGAGAAAAAUGGAACAAUACGAUUCUAUGACCUAGUUACACACCAGGCCAUUCUCUCCUUAGAGUGUGAACAAACACCGCUGAUGUCAGCAGACUGGUGUUUAAAGAAUACGCUCAGAAUUGGAGCAGUUGCUGGAAGUGACUGGCUAAUCUGGGAUAUCUCUCAUUCCAGUUAUCCACAGGACAAGAGACCCGUCCAUGUUGAUCGAGCCAGAUUAUUCAGGUGGUCCCGAGUGAAUGAAAAUCUGUUUGCAACUGUCGGAUAUCCAGGAAAGGCGACUACUCAACUGCUUGUUCAUCACUUAGGACAUCCCCAGCCCAUCCUUACUGGUACUGCAGCUGUAGGAUCUGGAUUGACAUGGCACAGAACCCUUCCGUUAUGUGCAGUUGGAGGUGACCAUAAAAUUUUCUUCUGGGUAACAGAAAUGUAAAAAUUGCCAUUUGCCUUCAGUAUUGAACUUCAGAGUAUGAUAUCUUUUUCACAGCAAAGCAAAGCAUUUACUCUUUGGAUUGGUAGCAGGAUUCAUUUGGAUUCAUUUGCAGGAUAUAAGAAAAAAUAAAAUAAGAAACCUUUUGUGUUUCAUUUUCAGCUUGCAAAUGAAAAAACUAUUCUGAAAUCAGAUACCUAUGUUACUUCCCUUUAAAUAUACACAUUUUUCAACAUGGUA